UCAACUAUCAUCACAGAUGGCUGGGCUGCAUGUGUUUGUGGUUGUUCUCUUGGGAGUGGUCUCCUGUCAGAAUUGGAUUUCUGCAUCAGAAGUGAUAAUCCAUGCAGGACACAAUAUCACCCUCUAUUGUGACUGCAAAUUAUCCUCUGGAGUAUAUAUAGUAUGGUACAGGGAUUGUUCUCAUGAGAACCAGCCAUCUCUUGUUUUAAAACUGAAAUAUAAUUCAUGGGGAAAUAACACAUUUGACCUACUGAACCCCUUAUCGCAUUUUCAAUUUGUGAGGAAUUUUUCCUCUGAGUCCUAUGACCUUAUGAUUUUAAACGUCACUGAUUCUGAUGAAGGCCUCUACUACUGUGGAACAGAACAACAACGGCUGGAGGAUAAAGAAUUCAUCGUGCCCAGAUUUAUUUACACAUAUGGCAAUGCCACAACAAGAAUCAUAAUAGGUUUCAGCAAACAUCACCAACCUCCUCAGAACUGUGACCUAUGUUGGAUGCUGCUACUCUCUCUUUGUCCCGUUUUUGCUGGCAUCUCCUCACUCUUCUCCUCACUUCUGGUUUAUCAUCUAUGUAGGAAAAGAUUUAUUAACUCUGAAGAACCUGAAGUUGACCAGAUACAUCCUAAAACAAGACAUCUAACAAGAAUAAAGGAUGAAGAUAUGUGUUACGCUGCCCUGGAAAUCCGUCAGGCAUCGCAGAGGCAAAAGAAGAAAACACAGAGUUCUGACUUCUGCACAUAUUCUGCUAUCAAUAUUUCUAAGGUGUAGAAAAUUCUACACCUAAGUGUGAAGCUGUUUUGUGUGAAAGUGUGAAAACUUUUCAAAUAUGAUUUGUUAAUAUUAUAAAUAUUUUGCUGCAAGCUCCUCUGUUUCUGGUGAUGCCAACCUUUACUGCAAAUGGUUGAAAAUGUACAGAAAAUACAUUUUUAUUUCAGUAAUUUUCUUGAAUCGGUGUGAGUAAUGGAUAUUUUUGUGGUUCAAAAAGGGACAUUUUGGUUCUAAAAUACUCUGCAUGUGAAGGUUUUGUGUUUUUGUAGCUUCACUCUGAACCGAAGUGUACACAAAAAUAUAUAUUUUUUAAUUGAAAUUGUUUUUAUUACAAUGUUUCAGGCUACAUGUCAUCUGGUUUGUAAGUGAAUUGUUAAUUACUUGGCGUUUUUUAGAUGUUUUUAGAAUAUGCUUGCACUUUUUUAAAUUAACAGAAAGGUAGGUUGCUAUGUGCUUUUUUACUGGGCUGGCCAACUAGAAAUUAAAUUGGAAUAAAUCUAUUACAUAAAGCUUGACUGACGGUGCUGCCUUAAACCACAAAAACUAACAAAAAGAACUAUAAUGGUAGUUACGUUUUCUAUCGACUUGUCUGACACAUGACUGUUAACAGAGAGUCUUUUGAGUCUUACUGGGAUUAUUUUAAUGUCCAUUUUAUUCUUAUUUUUCUCUGAUUAGGUUCAGUCAAUGCAAAAUACUUGGGAGGGGCUGGAAAUACUUAGAACUUGGAAAGGGCUUAGUUCAAAGUACCUUUUCACAGGUUUUAGAAAAGCUCUUUUGCUCUGUUUUCUGUUUUAUCAGAUGUUACUUUUUACUGGUAGAGUGGUUUUUACUGGUAUAACCAGUAAAAACUAUUGUUAUAACUAGAGAUGGACCGAUCCGAUAUUACGUAUCGGUAUCAGUCCGAUACUGACCUAAAUUAGU
Molecule: messenger RNA, 1687 nt
Organism: Haplochromis burtoni (Burton's mouthbrooder)
Lineage: Eukaryota; Metazoa; Chordata; Actinopteri; Cichliformes; Cichlidae
Exons: 5
Coding region: 17-766 (249 amino acids)
Source: RefSeq, a predicted model, not a curated record